GUUGGAUUCGACUCGGUGAAGAAAAGGAGAUAAGGGAAAAAGAAUUGGCUAGUGCGAUGGUUAAAGUUUUGGUGAUUAUUCGUAAAGCGAAUCGAAUCGGCAAAGAAUAAAAGAAUUGAAGUGAUAGAAGUUUACGAGCGGUUCAGUCGGUCAGCGUGGAGAGUAGAAAGAAGAAGAUCGGUUAAACCAUGCAUGGCAAAAACAAAGGCUAGAAUGGAUUCUGUUAGAGACAGUAAUACUCGGCCCAGAGUUCUCCAACCCUCUAUGAUCACUUUGUUAGAGGAGCAAAAGAGCAGUUCCGGUGUGACGAGCAGCUAUGAAAAUGGUAUUGCGUACGAUAGUGGUAAGUCUGUACGGGUCUAGGAUUGAAAGUGGGGAGGAUAUCGCCGAGUACGGAGGUGCACCUGACCAGAUAUAUAGAGCUAGGGCAGGGCUUCCGUUACGUACAGUCCACGUAGUGUGUGCUCUCAAGAUAGACACGCAUCUCAGUGUGAUAGGCGAGUAAACAGGCUGUCAGUGCUAAGUUAAGAAGUUUCAAGAGGCAUUGCACUCAUUAGCAGGAUAAACAGAAGGUGGAAAGAAGUGGGGAGAAAAAGAGAGAGAGGGAGGAUCGAUCCUUUAGUUUCGAUUUUGUGCGGUCGAAAUUUCAAAACAGUGAAAGAAGUUGGUAUAAUAAAAGUCAGUGGAAAAUGAAAAACAUUGCGCAGAGACGAGCUGUCCUAUUUUGUCUUGGCCUCCUCCUCCUUACGAACAUGGCAAGGUCGGUCAAGGCGAACCCAACAUCCAACUUCGUCGAGGAAGAUACAGCUAGAUCUAGCAUGAACAGCUUCUUUAACGAGAUGCGAUACAUCUAUCAGAUUUAUAAGGAGUGUUCCGAAGAAGAGGUCAAUGUCAGUCCUUGCUUGAAAUUGAGGCUUCUUUCAGCUAUGGACAGGGUUUCGAGGAGCGCGCAGCUCGAUGUCACCGACGGUGUGACUUUUCUGAGGGAAGGAUCAGUUAAUGAGCAAGAAGAAGUAUCAAAAUCCUUGCAAGAAAUCGAAGCUAAUUUGCCUAGAGCUUUAAAUGACAAGGAAGAGGCUUUAAACGGCAUGAUUUUCGAUAGGAUAGUCAAGUUCAUUCAAAGUCAUACAUUGAAACUAAAACUGCCGAACGUCGAGGAACUUCAGCGAAGUUUCAGUGAAGAAGGUCGAAGGAAAAAGAAUAAAAUGAGCGGACUUCUGGCGAUUCCUAUGUUGAUCGGUGGAACUCUGGUACCUUUAGCUCUUGGUGCUCUGGCUCUCUUAGCCGGUAAAGCAUUGAUCGUCAGUAAACUAGCUCUCGUCUUAGCAUCAAUCAUUGGUCUAAAGAAGCUUGUAUCUAGUGGACACGAGCACGGACACGAGGUUGUGCAAGUAGCAGCAGGAGGACAUGGAUCCAGUGGCUGGGCGAGGUCGAGUCAUGAACUCGCAUAUUCUGCAUACAAGACAGAAACAAAGAAGAAGGAAGAGGAAGGUGAAAAAGUCUUCGAGGUCAUGGCGUUCCUGAUGGUCGCUUAUGGUGCUCCAACAACUCAGGAAGUCAUACAGAGUCCUUCGAUUCUUGAAGAGGCUCUUGACAUUUAUGCUUCUUGCUCGGGUGAAUCAGAUCUUUCCGUCUGUCUGAAGUUGAAGGCUUUACGUUUCGUCGACAGAGUAGCUAGGGCAGCUGAUAUCAAUGUCAUCGAUGGAUUCAGGAUCGUUCAAACCGAGGAAGCCAAGAGCAACAGCCGUAUCGAUAACGCAAGGUCAUUUAAUGAUAUCGAAAGUUCCCUGCCGAGUGAAGUUGAAGCCAAGGAAGCAGCGAUCGAUCAAGCUAUUGUAGACAGGGCAGCCAAAUUCCUUUCGACCCAUACUGUAGAACUCAGUCUUCCAGAAGAAUUCUCUCGUUCCUUGGACGAAGCUCGUGGAAAGAAGAAGAAGAUCGUGAAAUCUCUAUUGCCGAUCUUGCUUCUCGUUAAAGCAAAAGCAGCUAUUCUGAUCCCGCUUGCUCUCGGUGCCCUAGCUUUGCUUGCUUUCAAAGCCCUUGUCAUUGGCAAGAUCGCCCUGAUUAUUAGUGCUAUUAUUGGACUUCAAAAACUUUUAGCUAGCAAGAAUCAAAGCUACGAGGUUGUCGCUCAUCCGGUUCACAGCCAUGCUCACUAUGAGGCCGAUCACGGUGACCAUCAUGGCUGGGCAAGAUCCGCUGGAUCCGAUCUCGCCUACAGCGCGUACAAGCCAUCCGAAUAG
Messenger RNA from Vespa crabro (European hornet), 2243 nucleotides. RefSeq lists its product as uncharacterized. Lineage: Eukaryota; Metazoa; Arthropoda; Insecta; Hymenoptera; Vespidae. The transcript is spliced from 7 exons. The record is from RefSeq and is a predicted model, not a curated record. Bases 690 to 2243 code for a protein of 517 amino acids.